ACUGGCCCAGCCUGUUUCUGCUGUCCCCCACCCCACCGACGGGAUAAAGCCUGCUGUCUUGGAGCCCAGGGAGACGCUGGAGCUGAGCACGAUGCAGGGCCUCGCGUGUGGGAGCCGGGCUCCCCUGGGCCUGCUCCUGGUCUGUCUGUCUCUGCCAGGCCUCUUUGCACGGAGCAUUGGGGCACCAGAAGAGAAAAUCUCCCCACAUGCGGGAAAACCUUCCUUCACCAGCCUCUUCAAGCUUGGGACGGCUGGCUUGGGACAGCCUCAGACCAAACCAGACCCAGCGACUAAUGAACUACCAAGGGUUCUUCCAAGGCUCCCCGAAUCCCCACCAGAUGGCGCUCUACCUGAGGAGGGCUCAGAGGAGCCCAGCCAGCCUUUCUUCUGGGAGGGGUCCCCCCCCAUGGAGUCCUGGUUCUACGAGGACCCUCAGCCAGGGAUGGAGGCCGCUGCCAACGACCGCUCGGAGCAAGGACUUCCAGAAGCCCUGCCAUACCUUUCCAGGGACAGUCCCGGACCUGUGGCUUUCUCUGCAUCCGAGGCUUCCGGCCCCGAGGACUCAGAGCCUGAUUCCAGCGCACUGAGAACGGAGGCAGAAGAAGCCUUUGCCCAGCACCCAUUCUGGUUUCUCAUCCGCAGAUUGCUGCCUGGUUUUCCCUGGGGGAUCCUAAGUCCCAAUGUGCCUUGGGGAGGGGCGGGAACUGCGUGGGGAAGACGGCCCAUGCCAUACCCUUCUGGAAUAUGGGGUAGCAAUAGUCAGCUACCAGGUACCAGCUUGGUGGGCAACAGUCGGUACCCUCUGGGGAGCUGGGGGGGCUAUGGUCCAUAUCCUGCAGGAAGCUGGGGGGGUAUUGGUUGGAAUCCUGCAGGAAGCUGGGGGGGCAAUGGUCCAUAUCCUGCAGGAAGCUGGGGAGGUAAUAGUUGGAAUCGGCUUCUUCCAGGAGUCCGACCCCCUCGUCCCAAUCGCCUUCCCCCAGGAGUCCGACUCCCUCGUCCUAAUCGCCUUCCCCCAGGAGUCCGACCCCCUCGUCCCAAUCGCCUUCCCCCAGGAGUCCGACCCCCUCGUCCCAAUCGCCUUCCCCCAGGAGUCCGACCUCCUGGUUCUUCUGGGAACAUCCCAAACCUCAGUUUCCCGUGAGCUCAGCCGAAGCUCCGUCAUGUUGGGUCACAUGGUUUCCCUUUCUCGCCCCAUUUUUUUUAAUGCUUCCUCUGUUGACCUAAGCUGGUCGCCAAUAAACACAAGCAGUUCUUGAA
Molecule: messenger RNA, 1257 nt
Organism: Mesocricetus auratus (golden hamster)
Lineage: Eukaryota; Metazoa; Chordata; Mammalia; Rodentia; Cricetidae
Gene: CUNH6orf15
Product: chromosome unknown C6orf15 homolog
Exons: 2
Coding region: 92-1141 (349 amino acids)
Biological process (GO): extracellular matrix organization
Cellular component (GO): extracellular matrix
Source: RefSeq, a predicted model, not a curated record